Mastomys coucha (southern multimammate mouse) is the source of this 1586-nucleotide messenger RNA. RefSeq names its product chromosome unknown C1orf131 homolog (gene Fsaf1). The record is from RefSeq and is a predicted model, not a curated record. The transcript has 7 exons. NCBI's taxonomy places the organism in Eukaryota, Metazoa, Chordata, Mammalia, Rodentia, Muridae. Bases 98 to 943 code for a protein of 281 amino acids.
CCGAGGCCGCGCAGGACCCGUGACGCACGCGCAGAAGUCGCACCGGAAGCGGAAGUGGUUGGCUGUGUGCUGGAUCUGGGGGUCCGUGUAGAUUCCCAUGGCGGCGGAGCAAGAUACGGACUCCACUGGGCCUCCUGGUUCUGAGGCGCUCCUGGACGCCGUGCUGCGGACCCUCUACGACCUGGGAGAGACGGAAGGUGAAACAGAGCAGAAAAGGAUCAGAAAGAAGAAAGUAAAGAAGAGAGACUCUGAGACAAUAGCAGAUGUGGCAGCAGAGCUGCUUCCUCUGCCUGGAUCUCCUGUACGAGCCCAGAAGAAGAGUGCUUCCAGCUUUUUCAAGGAGCUCAGAGAAGAACUGCAGUCUGCUCCCGCUGCCCCUUCAGAAGCCCCUGCCACAACUGCAGUCUCCCUCUCUUCCCUGAAGAAUGGCAGCAAGCUAGUGGAAGUGGUAGAGUUUCAAAGCAAAAGUAAAAAGAGAAAACCAAAGUCAGAUGAAGAUGAACCUACAAAGAAUAAAACAAAGGUCCUUGAAAAAGAUGUGGGUGUUCAGGAAUUUAACCUAGAAAAGGCUCGUCUGGAAGUACACCGAUUUGGGAUCACGGGCUAUGGCAAAGGAAAAGAAAGAGUCCUGGAACGGGAGCGGGCUGUCAUGCUGGGGGCUAAGCCUCCCAAGAAUACUUACGUGAACUACAAGGUUUUGCAGAAACAAAUCAAAGAGAAGAAGAUCGCAGUGGAAGAAGAAAAGAGAGCGGCCCAAGAGACAGACAUUUUCAAGAAAAAGAAGAGGAAAGUGAGGGGGCAGGAGGACAGGAGAUCCAAGAAGUCGGCUCCCAGCAUUUUGUCAAGUGGACGGGUUGGACAAGUUGGAAAAUUCAGAAAUGGGACAUUGAUUCUAAGCCCCACUGAUAUCAAGAAAAUCAACUCUUCCAGGAUAGCUAAAUGAAGUCCCUGUCAGCUCCAGAGAGGAGCAGAAACAGUGGCAGUGCAUGGGACACAGGACUCGUUAACCCUGUGGCUGCCCUUUCUUGUUCCACCGGCCCUUUCCCAUUUGAGCAGAGAGUCGGCUGAGUGCCGGGCUUCCCUCCCUUGUGCUGCAGAGGUGAAUGUGUACACAUGGCUACCUGUACAUACAGCAGGAAGUGACCCUGCUCAGUGCUGGGCUGUGCCCCGCCUCCCCUCCUGUUGCAGGUUGCUGGUGUAAGCACACUGGUCACACUCCACUUUUUCAUAAUUUUACUGUCUCUAAGUGUCUGUGACGCUUAGAGUGCCUUUUGACGCUGAAGUGCCUUUUGGACUCAUGAAGACACUAAGCGCACUUGUUAUCCAUUGGUUCUGUGGAAAAGCGAUUCUGUUGUCAGCCUGCUACGUGUGUAAAUCCACUUUGUGAAAAAAAAAAAAGAACUUCUAAAAAUACACCGCUGUAGUAUGAGUGACUGUUAAGUUACGUACAGGCAGUUCUGACUGGUUCCCCACACCUACUUGGAGCUGUAACCUCACAAGGCCGUUUUACAGUGAUGUUACCAUCCCUGCCUAGAUGUCAGCAACUCCUCAGAGGCUGAGGUGCAUUAAAGGAAAGUGUGCAGUGA